Messenger RNA from Paramormyrops kingsleyae, 1614 nucleotides. RefSeq names its product chromobox homolog 3a (HP1 gamma homolog, Drosophila) (gene cbx3a). Gene Ontology annotation, cellular component: nucleus. Gene Ontology annotation, biological process: regulation of transcription by RNA polymerase II. Gene Ontology annotation, molecular function: DNA-binding transcription factor activity, RNA polymerase II-specific; RNA polymerase II cis-regulatory region sequence-specific DNA binding. Lineage: Eukaryota; Metazoa; Chordata; Actinopteri; Osteoglossiformes; Mormyridae. The record is from RefSeq and is a predicted model, not a curated record.
UAGCUCGGUACUGGUGGUUCUGUGGUUGCACACCAGGGCUCGCACUCUGCCACACGGAAACUUUGGUGCCCAGCACUAAAAUAAUGCCGACGGUGCCUGUUUUUUUGUGGUGGAGAGAGCAGCGCAUGGCGUGGAGGCCGCCGCUGAGGCAGGCCCACCCUUUGUCUUAGGUGUUCUUGGGAGUUGGAGUCCACGACUACAGGCCUUUUGUGCGCCACAUGCCGUCUAAUGACCGCGCUGCUUGCGGACAGAUAUAGCAAUGAAUCUGUACUUGGUUCGGUGAAUGUGGUGGAUUUAUGGCGCACCAGUUUUAACUUUAACUGAAACGUGUUCAUUUUAGUAAGCUGGAAAAUAUGUUUUUGGCUGCCGAGUUCAAGUUCCACUUGCAAGCAGUCCUGUUCAGUAACUGAUGACAUCAUGAAAUGUCAUUAUGGGUAAGAAACAAAAUGGCAAAUCAAAGAAGGAGAUGGAGCAGCCUGAGGAAUUUGUGGUGGAAAAAGUAAUUGACCAGCGUAUUGUGAAUGGGAAAGUGGAAUACUUCCUGAAAUGGAAAGGCUUCACAGAUGCAGACAACACCUGGGAGCCUGAAGAGAAUUUAGAUUGUCCAGACCUGAUAGGGGCGUUUUUGGCCACUCAGAAGUCUGCUGUUGAGCUCGACUCGAACAAGAGGAAACCUUCCACCGAUGGGACUGAUUCAGAAGAGAGCAAAACAAAGAAGAAGAAGGAUGUGGCUGAAAAACCUCGUGGGUUUGCCCGUAACCUUGAGCCUGAGCGUAUCAUUGGAGCCACAGAUAGCAGUGGAGAGCUGAUGUUUCUCAUGAAAUGGAAAGACUCUGACGAGGCAGACCUGGUCCCAGCGAAAGAGGCUAACGUCCGCUGCCCACAGGUGGUCAUCGCUUUCUAUGAAGAGCGUCUCACCUGGCACUCGUGUCCUGAGGAUGAGCAGCAGUAGUGUCUGGCUGCUGCCCUUCCCUGCUUGUCCCUUUUUGCUCUUUUAAUCUUGUGGUAGUCUCCCCAGCCCCCACUGUUUCCAGGUAACAUUUAGUUUAAAUCGCAGUGCAGAGUGGCGAUUGGCUGUUUGUGCGGAUUUUACAGGUAGGAUGCCUAGGGGCUAACUUUAUGGAAUAAAAAGGGCAGUGAUUAUGUAGGGGCUCGGGGGCUUGUUUAUUAAAAACUCCGUAUGAGCAGAGAGGGUCCGCUUGUCAGUUUUUAAUUUGAUGUUCCUGGUGCAGCUGCCAGACGCUUUCCAGGGCUAUGAAAUGGUGUAUUUGGGGCUUUCAAUCUGCCAGGUGACACAUACCUCAAUAUUUGAAGGAGAGACCAAUUGAUGCAUUUUAAACUGCCCCCCCCCCUCCCCAAAGUUCUUUAGUGUAUUCAUUUUAAUUAUUCUAAGUGACUUGUAUUGGUUGCUGUUCUUAAUGUCAUUUUAAGCUUUUGUCUUUGACCCAACUUGUACUCUCUCUGUUCAUAGCUUGUUUUACCGCCCGUCGACUUGUAGUAAGUGUCAUUUGAAACUUUGUUGCAUACUUGAAUCAUAUUUGAACAGUGACACUGUAUAUUCACUUUGUAAAUAUUUUCAACUGUUCAAUAAAGGUUUAUAUGCUUCAUUUAUAA